AUGAGCGCUGUGAUACAGAAAAAAAUCCGCAACUUUCUUGAUGCCCGCAGCGAACUUCUUGCGAGAUACAAUUCGCUUGCGGCCUCUGCAGACCCGCGGCUACGCCUGGCCUUGGAAAAUCUCCAUGAGUUUGACCUUUUGAGUUUCUCAUAUCUUGCCAUCAAGUCCUACUACGACCUCUCGAAGCUGCGCUGGGACCUGGAUUACCGCAAUCUCUUAGAUGACUUUGUCUCUCUCAGCGCACGAAUAGAGACGAAGCUCCCACUUACGGAGCUCUACCUGGAGAUUCCUGGCUUGCAAAUACUUCGACGUCAGUUUCGGGAGAAUGCUCGAGAGGGCGGCAAAGUGGCGUAUCUGAUGGUGUCACUGCUGGGUCGUAUGUCUGACAUGGCUACGGUGGUAGCACAAGUCGCAUCUUACGAUACUAGGAAACCCCUGGUCGAUUCUGAGUCUCGAGUAGAACUGACAGAAUUGGCUAGUGACAUAUCGCAUACAACGCAUAAACAGAAAAACACAUCGAGGGAAGAAUACGCGCAGCGACAAAACCAGAAAGUGGCGCAAUUGACCCCUCUGGGAGAAGGAGACGCCGUGGAUCAAGCUAGCGAAAACGUGCAAGCUAAAGCGGACGUCACGAAUAGAGCCCAAUCGACGCGUCAAGAGGAAACAAUUGCAUAUACCCAAACGCAAGCAUUCCAGGCAGGAAAACCAGCAGAGGCGCAAAUAGAUUCGCUGAACCACGCACAAGCUCACACACAAGCUUACACACAAGCUCAGACACAAGCUCAGACACAAGCUCAGACACAAGCUCAGACACAAGCUCAGACACAAGCUCAGACACAAGCUCAGAUCCAAGCUCACACACAAGCUCAAAACCAUCCAACGUUACAUGUGCAAGCACAAGCAAACGGAAAUGUUCAAGCUGCACCAGUGCAUACAAUGGCGACUGUUCCAGCUAACGCAAUCAAUGGGACAUCAGGGUCCUCGCGAAUACAAAUGCAAUCACAAGCGCAACCCUCUCCCCAUACACACCCCGGAGUGGAAACAGUAUAUCAACCACCACACUUGUAUACCCAGCAAGUGUAUAUGCCUCAGUAUGGAUCAGCUCCGCAAUUUCGUGCUCAAAGCCCCACAGGCCAGGCUGCAAAAGAGACUGAAAGGCAACCCAAAAGACCGUCGCCCAUUCCGCCAUAUAUGGCCAAGCGUGCAAUGGGUGAUACGUCGUUCGAUCAUUUCUCUACUUGGACACGCGAGCAUGCACAGUGCAUUUUUGCAGCCGCCGUUGCCAACCCGCGCACUGCUACGAUGGCCAUUCAGAACGCACUUCGCAAUACUUUUGGCGUCAUGAUCAGCCCCGAGGCUGCAAACACACUCCGCCUGCACUAUGGCAUGAUUCCUGCUACUGCAGAACACUUCAAGUAUUACAUCCAGACCUUUCACCUGGUCGCUUCUCAGUUCUACGAGAACAGACAUAAGUAUGUCACAGUACCUUGGGCAGACUUUCGCACGCAGUUCAUGCGCAAAACAGGCUAUAGGCUUGAGGACUGGGAAGUGCGCGGCCGCUGGGGGCUUUAUUUGCUUCACCGUCGAGUGUACGGCGCGCGCGGCGAGCCUCCGUCGAACUAUAAUGAUUUGGCGGAACGCUUUCGUGGACUUGUGCGCGAAGUGGGCCUGCAGCCGCUCGAGUUCACGCCCGAUCCGGUUGUGGAAUCUUUGUGGACGCCUGAUAUGGUGGCAUUGCUUGUUGAGGCACAGCUGCAGGUUCCGCCCAAUUUAUCCAAUCGCUUGCUUGUGAUCCGCCAUUAUAUGCGACUCAAAAGUGGUCGUGAUGUGGAUUUAGAUUCGUUGGCAGAGACGCUGCGGAGAAAGGAUGUUGUGGCUGCUGUUCAGCAGCGACUUACACAGCGUGUUGCCCCGUUCAACCAGCAACCUCCAGCGCAACAUCCAGCGCAACAUCCAGCGCAACAUCCAGCGCAGCAUCCAGCGCAACCUCAUUCGGUUGGCAUUCAACAAAACGUAGUAGAUUUGCUGCAACAACAAGUUGCAAAUCCGAAUGUCCAGCCGGGUGCCUUGGUUGAUUUGUCGACAGUUACAAGAACGCCUCCGCAGGCUGCAAAUGCUUUUCAUCAAAGUUCUGCUCAGCACAAUAUGUCAGCCUCUCUGCAAAGUAAUAACACUUUGCAAGUUCAGGGUUCUCUGCAACCUACAACUGUAGCGCGUGCAGAAAAACGCGCUGGCCAUUUCGACGAGUUGCGCAAGCAAAUUCACUCGCUGAUGCAUCCCGAUUGGUAUUACCGUCAGAAAUUAGCCAAAGCCGAUUUGACCGAGUUUUGGACUUAUUCAAAGUGUAAAACCAUCGUUGCUACCGUGGAACUCAUCAGCAAAUUCCCAGCGGAUACAACAAACGUUACUCAUCAGGUUUGCCGCACUAAUUUGUUCAAAAUCAUCAUGUGGAUGCUUCUCCGCGAAGACAUGAUACGUGUGCUGGUGGAGCUCAUUGAAACACGCCUUGUGCGGAUGAUGGAGGCUGACGUGUUCGAUGCAGCACUGUGUCUGCUCAUCAAUAACAACUUCAAAAAGACGUAG
Messenger RNA from Clavispora lusitaniae ATCC 42720, 2583 nucleotides. RefSeq lists its product as uncharacterized. Lineage: Eukaryota; Fungi; Ascomycota; Pichiomycetes; Serinales; Metschnikowiaceae. The record is from RefSeq and is a predicted model, not a curated record.